This is a messenger RNA of Cynara cardunculus var. scolymus (artichoke), 879 nucleotides long. Its product is annotated as putative Myb family transcription factor At1g14600. Gene Ontology annotation, molecular function: DNA binding; DNA-binding transcription factor activity. The transcript is spliced from 6 exons. The record is from RefSeq and is a predicted model, not a curated record. The coding region runs from base 3 to 812 and encodes 269 amino acids. NCBI's taxonomy places the organism in Eukaryota, Viridiplantae, Streptophyta, Magnoliopsida, Asterales, Asteraceae.
GUAUGGGAGGUUGUGAGAGGAAUGGAACAGUGAGGCAAUACAUAAGAUCAAAAGUGCCAAGACUCAGAUGGACUCCUGAUCUUCACCGCUGUUUUGUUCAUGCCAUUCACACACUUGGUGGCCCUCAUAAAGCAACACCAAAGCUUGUUCUUCAGAUGAUGGAUGUAAAGGGACUCACUAUUUCCCAUGUUAAAAGUCAUCUUCAGAUGUAUAGAAGCAUGAAGGGUGAUGUUAAUAACCAAGAUGAUGAGGCUCACAAAUCUGGUGGACUACAAAAACGGUCUAUUGAGGAUCAACAUGAUGGGUGCAUUGAUCAUGAGAUUUACUUGCACCCAUCCAUUCAGGAAUCUAAUCCUCACUUCAUUUACGAUCCUUUCAGUGUCCCUUGUAAAAGAGGUAGAAUGGAGAUAACAGGGAUGCAUGGAUUCUCAGAAAGAAGAAUAAAAGGAAAGGAAGGGAUUGGUGAUCACAAAUGGCAGCAGCCUCAUUCCUUUUCUAUCCCACAUUUUCACUUCAAUCCCUCCUUUACCCAUAAAAUAAAAUCUGACUUCCUAAAGAUUUCCAAACUUGAAAACGGUGGAUGGUUCGACGGGAUGGAACUUGAGAAACCAAGAAAUAUUGAAGAAGAUGUUGACGAGCGUGCAGGUGGGUUGUCGUUGUCGCUUUCGCUGCACCAACCGUUGGUCCAGAGGAGCAGUAAUGGUUCGUCGAUGAGUGAGAUCAGCGAGACACAGUCAAGACAUAAUUCAAUCGAUCACUCGUCAAACAAGUGUAGUGUUAAUUUAGACCUAUCCAUUGGUCUAUGUUAUUGAUGUAUGCAGGUGGUUUAUUAUUUCACUAGUUUUAACUAUUUGAGGGUUACAACUUAUGUAGAGAUGU